Aspergillus chevalieri is the source of this 636-nucleotide messenger RNA. RefSeq lists its product as uncharacterized. Lineage: Eukaryota; Fungi; Ascomycota; Eurotiomycetes; Eurotiales; Aspergillaceae. The coding region runs from base 1 to 636 and encodes 211 amino acids. The record is from RefSeq and is a predicted model, not a curated record. The transcript has 2 exons.
AUGGAUCCAGACGCCAGUAUCCUCGAACCACCUCCCUCCGUCUACAACUAUAUCCUUUCUUUCCUCCUAGUCGGUGUAGCAUGGGGCUUUACGACACCGUUUAUCCGGCGCGCGGCGGCGGACUUUAAUGCACGACAGGAGGCGCAGCGGGAUACACAACCGGAAUCACCAGAGAAGGAGGUGCCCUUGAAAAAUCGCGGGGGAAAAAAUAAGGUUAAACAUGAUGAUACCCCAGCUGAGCACGAGGAGGAUAGUGAGCAAUCGAAUGGUCUACGCCUUCGCAAGGUACCCCGAUCACCACCAACCAAACAACCAGCAUGGAAGAAUCCCAACCCGUCCAAACAAUCCUGGCUCAAACAAAAGCUCAUCACCCUCCUCUGGACCGUCUUCAAUCUCCUACGUACACCCGCUUAUUCCAUUCCACUCGUCAUCAACCUAACCGGGAGUGUCUGGUUCUUUCUCCUUGUUGGGAAGCAUGAACUAUCCCUCACCGUUCCGCUAGCAAAUUCGAGCGCAUUCUUAUUUACAGUCCUUGGGGAAUGGUACGUGGAAAAGAAGAUGAUAGCCAAGGAGACGUGGUUGGGUAUGGGUUUGGUCCUCGGGGGGAUUGCAUUGUGUGUACAGUCAAAGCAGUAA